AUGUAUCUUCACGUAGUCUUAGCUUUAAGUGCAAUCUUACUCUGUGAUGCCAAAAUCCCAAGGUAUAAACCUAGCGCGCAAAACGACUUGCCGCCAAACCCUACACAGAAUGGGCAAGCGAUGUCCCUUUUACAAGCCCAAACGAAAUCAGUAAAAACUAGUCGAAUAAUCGAUCAAUACAGAGUGCGACAUCGAAGAGAAGUUUUCGACUCCAAAUCUUAUGAGUCGAGUUUAACAUGGGCACAUUCUGAGAGAUUAGAUCAGAAUGGUGACGUGAUUCUGCGAUGGGUGAAUACAGAUUCCAGUAUCACGUUCAGAUUGGAAGCGAGAACUCAUGGUUACGUUGGUUUAGGUUUCAAUUCGGCGAAGAACAUGAGAGGUGCGGAUUUGGUAGUCGCCUGGGUUGACGACAGGAAUGGCAACGCACAGAUUUUGGAUUGCCAUGGACCCGAGUCAGAAGAUAAAGCGGUAGCUGACGAAGUACAGAACUACGAGCUCAUAUCUGGCUACCAGAAUGACACCCACACUACUGUAGAGUUUAGAAGACAGCUGGACACUUGUGAUACCCAGGACUUUAUUAUUGGAGAUGACACAACUCAAAUCCUUUGGGCGUUAGGUCCCCCAGGCUCGGAUGGUCAGUUGCCAAAGCACGUGAAAAGUGGCUCAAGACCGUUACGUCUUCUGCAGCCAGUUUCGAAGCCUGAAUCCAUACCACUUAUGCAUUGGGAUGUCCGAUUGACAAAUCUCACAAUCCCUCAAGUAAUGGCUACCCUGUUCUGGUGCAAGAUUUUCAAAGUACCCGACUUACCUAGAAAACAUCAUAUCGUAGGAUACGAACCUUUGAUAGACAGUAGACCCCUAAGGAACAAUGUACCAGUUCACGUACCAAACAGCCAGUCUCCAGUACAUCAUAUGGUGUUGUACGAAUGCGCUGAAGAUGACGAUAAACAUCUGUGGAAUAGUUGGACGGAAAGUGAUGGGUACUUUGGACCGAAUAGACCUAGCGCUUGGGCGACGUGCGCUACGCCAAUCGCUGCGUGGGCUAUUGGCUCUCAAGGCGAAUUCCUUCCCGAGAACGUUGGCAUACCUCUGGGCGAGAGAGGUGGAGUAUCUUACUACAUGCUUGAAGUUCAUUAUGAUAAUCAGGCUCUGCAUAAUGUACUAGACAACUCAGGUAUCCGGAUUCAUUAUACAUCGGCGCUUCGCCAACACGACGCGGCGUUGCUGGGUGCAGGUAUAGGCGUUUCAGCGUUACAUGUCAUCCCGCCUAAACAAAAGCAGUACAGGACCGUCGGGAUCUGUAGCCCGGAGUGUACCAACGAGACUUUACCCGAAGAAGGAGUAAAUAUUGUAUCAGUCCUUCUUCAUGCACAUGGUACUGCAAGAAAGAUUUCAUUGAAGCAUGUCAGGGGCGAACAGGAACUGCCAAGAAUAUCUGAGGAGAAUUUUUACGAUUCACAUUAUCAACAAUCCCGUAUCGUACCCCGUGGUAGAAAGUUUAUGAGAGGAGAUACGCUGAUCACAGAAUGUACUUAUGACAGUACUUCAAGGGAUAAACCUAUAUUGGGCGGCUAUUCUGCAAAACAGGAAAUGUGCCUGUCCUUCAUCUUGUAUUAUCCACGGACUGAGCUCGCCGGUUGCUACUCCAUGACACCUGUAAAAGAGUUUUUCGAAACGUUCGGAGUCAAAGAGUUCUAUGGCCUAAACUUUACGCAAGUGGAAAACAUAUUUUUGUCUUCGGGAAGUUUCGAGAACAUUCCUCUACAGCCGUGGUUAGAGCAUGUCGGCGACCACUUCGUCAAUGAAACAGCGGAGCAAGGGAAGGAAGGCGACGACCAGGGCGUGGGCCUUAUGAAGGAGCUAGUGAUCUGGGAGCCUUCAGAGUUCAGGAAUAAGUCAUUCAUGGCUCACUUGAAUGAGAUGCCGUGGGCUGAAACAUUGCUAACAGAACAAAUUGAGAAGAGACUGUAUAAAGGCAUGCACAUGACGUUUUGCAAGAAGAAGGACGAUACGUGGGGAGUGCCAAUUGAAAUACAAAAUUAUCCGGUUUACAAGGAGAUUACGAACAACGAAACUGCCGAGAAGUCCUGCCACCACAAGAGCAUGCGGUUACCGUCGGUAACAAAGGGUUCGGCAACAGCCGUCACGUUUAGUUGGACAACCGUACUCGCUUUAUGUUCCACUUUAGUUAUUGCCCGGUAA
Messenger RNA from Arctia plantaginis, 2202 nucleotides. The record is from the annotation of a GenBank genome assembly. NCBI's taxonomy places the organism in Eukaryota, Metazoa, Arthropoda, Insecta, Lepidoptera, Erebidae.